Molecule: messenger RNA, 1223 nt
Organism: Magnolia sinica
Lineage: Eukaryota; Viridiplantae; Streptophyta; Magnoliopsida; Magnoliales; Magnoliaceae
Product: serine/arginine-rich splicing factor SR45-like
Exons: 2
Source: RefSeq, a predicted model, not a curated record
AUGCGGAACUGGAUUCUUUUAGCUGAGACAAUGCUUAGAUUACAACUAUACUACUACAUGGGAAAGUCUGAUGUGUUACUUACCAAGGAAAAGCCAAUUAUCACAGGAAAGAGUGCACAAACUGAUGGCAAUGUUGUCCGGGCAAGGUUCACUUUGCCACAACGCCUGAAAGUUUCACCGCCUCCAAAAGCAGUUUCUGCUCCUCCAAAAAGAGAAUCUCUGCAAAGGGACAAUGUUGGUGCUGAUGCUGAAAAAGAUGGACCACAGAGGCAGAGAGAAUCUUCUCCACGACGAAAACCGAUUUCACCACCAUGGAGGAGAUCCCCUAUUGCUUCUCAAAGAGGUGAGUCUCCUCGACGUCAACUAGAUUCACCACCAAGGUGAAGUGCAGACUCUCUUGUUCGUCGCUAAGUAGGGUCUCCAAGUCGUCGAGGCGAGACACCACCACAGAGGAGACCAGCAUCUCCAAUAAGAAGGCGCUCUCCAUCUCCUAUGCACAGAAGGCAUAGAUCACCUGCACGAGCUUCACCGCGAAGAAUACAUGGCAGUCCUGUCCACAAGUGCUCCCCACUUCCACCGAGGCAACGUUCUCCCCCUAAACGAGCUCGCAGCCCACCAAGGAGGUCACCUCCUGUCUGCCGGCGCAGCCGCUCGCCUGUUCGCAGGCCUGCUCGUUCACGUUCUAGAUCAGUCUCUCCUCUUAGGGUUCGAGCACCACUUCCAAAGCGUGGAAGGUCCAACUCAUCUUAUUCUGGAUCACCUAGUCCAUGGAAGGGAGUACGGAAGAUUUCUAGAAGUUGUAGCCCGAGAAGGCCCGCAAGAGGAAGAAGCACCACCAACAGCCCCAACAGCAGCUCCCCUUCUCCAAGAGCCAAUUAGCACCUUGGUUCUUAACGAGUAGAUAUGCCUCUCUCUCUCUCUCUCUCUCUCUCUCUCUCUCUCUCUCUCUCUCUCUCUCUCUCUCUUCUAGUUUCAUCAUGUCUGUUGGGUGCAAUCUGGGAAGCGAAGGGAUGGAACAUGCAGAAAGUAACUUCAGAAGCUGGAAGUUGGUGUUGAUAUCAAAGACACUGUAGGUCGGUGGGUUUUGGUGUCCAGAGAGUUGUGUUGGGUCUUUAGUACUCAGGUAUGGGCUGGUUAGUUUGGGCAUUUUACUUUAGAACAUGUAUGGUGUUAUUGACAUAAGUGGGUUAUGGAUAAAUUCCUACUUGGAUUAAUUUUUUUAA